Molecule: messenger RNA, 1129 nt
Organism: Durusdinium trenchii
Lineage: Eukaryota; Dinophyceae; Suessiales; Symbiodiniaceae
Source: the annotation of a GenBank genome assembly
UUAUGAGUAGUAGUGUUUGGCAUGUCGAUGCUGAGUAGCCGAACAGCCUGGGCAUUUGGGCAUUUUCGGACGUUCAGCUCCAACAGCUUUUUGUCGAACGCACUUUGCCAUGGGAGUGUUGAACUCGGAAGAGCAGGAGAAGCGCCGAGAUGCUCUGCUUCAGUUGCGCUACGCGGAGGAAAGCCUGACCUCCGAGACAUGCCAAGAGGUUCUUAGUGCAGCAACCAAGGCAAUGCUGAUCUACAAGGAGCUAGGAGAUCAGCAGAGCGCAGCAGAUGCUUUGAAGGCGGUCAUUGCAGCGAUAUCUGUUAAGGAGGGCGAGGAGAAGGCCUUGGCCAAUGCUCAACGUGAGAUGGAGAAUUACCGGAAGUGCGGCGACCGUUGUGGAGAGGCGACCAUGAAGCUGGCGCAGGCAGCGGUCUAUUUGGACAAGAAUCGCCUGCAGGAAGCUCUUCGCUGGGCAAUGGAAGCUCAGGAGGAGUUCAAGGCGUCCCAGCUACCGGAGAAAGAGGUUUCAGCGCAUUUAGUCGUUGCAAAGGCUUUGCUGGCGAAAUGUGAUACCCAGGAAGCUCUUCAAACUUCUCAACGGGCACUGGAACUUGCAGAAGAGGUUGGCGAUAUGCGCGGAGAAGCUCUGUCGCUACAAUGCCUUGCUAAAGCAUUAUGUCAAGGCCAGGAGAUCAAAGAGGCGAUUGAUGCGGCCAGAAAGUCGCUCACCAUCUUCAGGCAGUCAUCAGAUUACAAGCAGCAGGUUGCUUCGAUGCUCACUGUCGCAUCCAUCCACUUAGUGCGAGAGCGCCCCUUGGAUGCCUUGCGGAGUGCCAAGGAGGCACAAGGACUUUGCAAACGUCUGGGUGAUUCUCAAGCAGCGGCCAACACUUUGGUGUUGUUGGCAGAGGCAAAUGUCGAGAACGACGAGCAGAAGGAAGCGCUCGGUCAUGUGAAGGAAGCUCGUGAGAGAUACCAUGCGAUCAAAGAUCUGCGGGGCGAGGCAGAGGCCUUGCGUGUGAAAGCGAAGGCGGAGAACUCCAUGUGCAAACGCGCCGAGGCUCUUGCUUCCUUGCGCGAGGCGGUGGAGCUGGCCAAACGCGUCGAGGAUCGAGUUGCAGAAGCCACGUACCUUCUCGAG